Molecule: messenger RNA, 1579 nt
Organism: Thunnus maccoyii (southern bluefin tuna)
Lineage: Eukaryota; Metazoa; Chordata; Actinopteri; Scombriformes; Scombridae
Gene: nifk
Product: nucleolar protein interacting with the FHA domain of MKI67
Exons: 6
Coding region: 101-973 (290 amino acids)
Biological process (GO): maturation of LSU-rRNA from tricistronic rRNA transcript (SSU-rRNA, 5.8S rRNA, LSU-rRNA)
Cellular component (GO): nucleolus
Molecular function (GO): RNA binding
Source: RefSeq, a predicted model, not a curated record
UCCAACCGGAUGAGUAAACCAACGUGGUGUCGAUAGAGUCGGUUUGGACAGCGUUGUUUUUAUUUGUACAGUUUAUGUCAGUUAUCUUUAGUUAAUCGAGAUGACUGAAAGUUCAGCAGAGUCGGUUUCUAAGCCGGCUAAAGAGCUGCUGGCGCUGAACCCCAAACAAGAGUCAGAGUUCAAGAAGAAGGUUCAGGAGGCGAAGAAGAACAAAUCCAGCAAGGGGAUCCGUUUGUCUCCUGGAGUGAUUUAUGUCGGCCAUUUGCCUCUCGGGCUGUUUGAGCCGCAGCUCAAAACUUACUUCGAACAGUUUGGGAAAGUCCUGAGACUGCGACUGUCCAGGAGUAAAAAGACAGGUGGAAGCAAAGGUUAUGCAUUUGUCGAGUUUGACUGUGAUGAAGUAGCCAAGAUCGUAGCGGAGACCAUGAACAAUUACCUGAUGGGAGAGAGACUCAUCAAAUGUCAUGUGAUCCCACCAGAGAAAGUACACGAGAAGCUGUUCGUCGGCUCCGAGAGGGAAUUCAAAAAACCCUCGCAUCCCGCCGUCGCACGCUACAACAAGAAGCGCACGACAGAGCAGAUCGCCAAGAUGACGGAAAAGCUGCUGCGCAAAGAAUCGAAGCUCCGCAAGAGGCUGGCAGCGAACGGCAUCGAAUACGACUUCCCGGGAUUCGCUGCUCAGGUGCCUCCGAAGAAAAAAUCUGAUGCCAUGAACGCCUCAACGUGUAGCGAUGACGCCACACCCGUCUGCACCCCGUCUCUGCUGGAGAGGAGGAAGUCUAUGGUCGUCAACGACGAUGACGAGGACGACGAGAUCGUCAUCAAGAUGCCAACUGUAGAGAAAGACGAAGAGGGUUCGUCAGAGGAGGAAGACAGCGACAACGAAGAAGAAGAGGAGGAUGAUGAUGAUGACUCGGAGAGCGAGCCUUCUGAAGGAGACAAGGCUGCCACAGAGGACGCGGAGGCGCAGUGAAAGUCUUAGUUUUGGUUGUGGACUUGGUUCUCUGGUUGUCAGAUCAGAGAUGAGGAUCACAUGUGGUCUUCCAUUUGCUUUGAGUGACGGGACGACUUCAAACUGAAAUCACUGAGUAUCUUUUAGUAUGUGGACGUCACAUAACAAGUUAGAAAGAAGCUCUUAUGAAAGAUUCCAACAUAAUUGUGGGUAUUAUUGUGAGUAAAAACAUCACAAUGAGGACUUCUUUGACUCAUUUACAUUUCAGUUUUGGAGCAGGCUGUUUCCUUCCCUUAUAGGGCUUUAAUGUUGAUGCAAAACAGAAGCAAGUUUUUGUUUUUUUUGUGUUUUAUAACCACACUUGUAUAAAAAUGUGGCUAAAUUUGUACUAUGUAAACUAUGAUCUUUAAAGAAUAAAUAUGAGAAUCUACUCUGGAGCAGUAAUUUUAAUACGCAGGAAGCAAUGAAAGAAGAAACAGAAGGGAUCGUACCUUUGACCACUGUUUAUUACUGGCCUGUAUUGUGUACGAAUCCUUCACAUGAAUUGGUGAUAAAACCAGAAGCUGUAAAUAGUAUGUGAACUUUCAUUGUAAGUAAAGACUGUAAGACAAUAAACUGGUUGCUGUA